Molecule: messenger RNA, 663 nt
Organism: Dibothriocephalus latus
Lineage: Eukaryota; Metazoa; Platyhelminthes; Cestoda; Diphyllobothriidea; Diphyllobothriidae
Source: the annotation of a GenBank genome assembly
AUGUUACAAAAGAUUCACUUUCGAGUCGUGCAUGUAACUAGUCAAGAUGAAGGAUAUCCUGCCAAAGAGCUCAAUCAUCACUCUCCGAAAACCAAGGGUUGGCGAAGCCUAUUCCUGUACAAAAAUUAUCCAAACAAGUUGAAUUUACAAAAUCAAAUUGGUAUCGUGGCCCUAAAUUUCAUUGGUGAAGUGGCUGGACCUUCGUUUGAUGGAGACCUGCCUCGUAACGUUGAAAGGCUUCGGUCUGAUUAUGUUUCCCCCAUUGACGACCUUGCAUUUGAUGUGUACCAAGAUCCACGGUUCGCAGACGUCCUUAGACGUUUACAGUCUCAAAAGUUGGAGUACGCACGAAGAGAGAAUUUCGACCUCGCUAGGCAGGCACGUGAUGCUAUACGCAGACUGCAAGAGGCUGGUGAGCAGAUCUUUCAGUUGGAGCUUGAAAAACAAGAGGCGGCAAAAGCCGAAGAUUACGAGACAGCAAAGGCAAAGAAGGAGCUAAUUACUGAAAUUCGCGAGGAACUGUCAAGAGAAAUAGACCUUAACUUCCUGCUAGGCUCGACUCCUGCAAGUGCCUCUUCAAGGGAUAUUAGGCCGCAAAACGCUGGACCGUUUUUACCUCCUCUAUUGCCGAGCGGUGACAUCGUCUUCCUCCUGACGUUCUGA